Molecule: messenger RNA, 766 nt
Organism: Paramecium tetraurelia
Lineage: Eukaryota; Ciliophora; Oligohymenophorea; Peniculida; Parameciidae
Exons: 3
Biological process (GO): RNA catabolic process
Cellular component (GO): extracellular region
Molecular function (GO): RNA binding; ribonuclease T2 activity
Source: RefSeq, a predicted model, not a curated record
AUGUCCAAAAAUUUGAUAAUUGUUCUUUUAAUUACAAUUGGUUUUUCAUAUGAAGUGCCAAAUAUGUUCUAUACCUUUUAACAAUAAUGGCCUGGUAGCAUUUGUUUAACUAAACAAUGUUAUAAGGAUAAUGUUGGAAAUUAUAAGGGUUAAUCGUGGGCCAUCCAUGGAUUAUGGCCAGGAGCUACAAAUGAUAGUGGGGAUUGCGAAGAACUCGAAGCCUGUACCAAUAAUAAAUUCAAAGAAUCAAACCUUUCGAAGACAACCAUGACUAAUUUGGAUUAAGCAUGGGUCGGUUUUUUCAAUCCAUCAGGAUCAUUUAGAGCACAUGAAUGGAAUAAGCAUGGUACUUGCUGGGAUGAAAAGGAUGAUUUAGUACCUUAAGUUCCUGGAAUGAAUGUCUAAGAAGAAUACUUUUAAACAACAUUAUAAUUAUGGAAAUCAUACAAUAUCUAUGAUAUUUUAUCUGCUGCUGGUAUUAAACCAGACGACAAUAAAUUAUACGAUACAGACAGUAUAUUAGAUGCCAUUGAAAAUAAAAUUGGAUCAACAGCUUAGUUAUUAUGCUCUAAAGAUUCAAAUAAUAAAUUAUUAUUGAUAAGUGUUUCAUUUUGUGUCAAUGAAUAAUAUUAACCAUAAAGAUGUCCUUGUGAUAUUUAUGGUGGAAUCCCUUGCGGAUCUAGAAAAAACGACAAGGUUCGUUAUCCAUUAUUCAGAUUGUGAUCAUUAAAUAAAUAAUAAGUUAUUUAACACAUAUUUAUCAUUC